GGUUGGCUGACUCUUUGUCAGUUACAGAUUCAACUCCACGAUUACCAAGAAGCUGAGAAGAGUGCAAAGGAAGGUCUUGAAUGCAUAAACUCAUCAAUACCUGAUUCACGAAAAGAGCUCAAGACAAUUUUAAGCAUGGCAAUGGCAGAAGCUCUUCUGAAACAAGGUCCAUCAACUGCAGCACUGGCCAGCAAAAUAUAUGAGAAGUUACUGACAGAUGGUGGAUCUGAAGAGGAGGUUCAACUGCUUACAGGACUCGGACAAGCACAUCUCACUCUUGGUGAUAUUCAGCAGGCAACACAGAUCUGUGCAAAAGCUCUAACUAUUGACAAAAGCUGUCCAUCAGCUCUGGCAUUGCAGGGUCAAAUAAGUUUCCAUGAAGGUUACUUUGAUGAUGCAGAGUUAAGGUUUUUGGAAGCAAUAGAGAAAUGUGAGGAUUGUGCAUUUUACCACUUUCUUCUUGGCAAGUUGUACUGGGAAAUGAAUGGAAAUUUGAGAGCUGACAAGAAAAAAUGCUUGGCAGAGUUUUUAAAGGCAGCUAAGUUGGAUUCAUAUUACUCUCCGACAUUUCUCUACUUGGGACAUUACUACCGUGGAGUAUUGAAAGAUUUAAGCAAAGCCAGCAGAUGUUAUCAGAAAGCGUUUGAUCUGGAUCCAAGUUCCGUUGUCGCUGGAAUAGCUUUAGGAGAUUCUCUUAUGGAAGUGGGAAAUGAGGUUGCUGCACUCAACUUGUACAAGAAUGUUACGUCUGCAUCAUCGCCCGGAGAGGGUAAAUGGGCGUGGCUGCGGCUCGGAUUAUUUCACCUGAAACAGAACGAAAGUACAGCGGCCAUAUCAUGUUUUCAGAGUGCCCUAAGAGCUGAUCUCAAAGACAGGCAUUGCUGGGAAUGUCUUGGUGAAGCGUAUAUGAGUCGUGGAAGCUACAUCGCGGCUAUGAAGGCUUUUACAAAAGCUUCUGAGCUUGACCCAUCUUCGCUCUACUGCCUUUACCAGUUGGCGGCCAUUAAACAGUUAUUGUGUGUACACAGUGAAGCAAUCAAGGAAUAUAAACUGAUUCUGGAAAUGCAACAUGAUUAUGUUCCUGCAAUGAAAGGACUCGGUGAGACAUAUCUCAACCAAGCCCGAUCCGCGCUGCAGCAGGAUUUUAAUGGGAAGGCUGUGGAUUGUGUGAUGGCAGCCAUUCACGUUUUGGCUCGAGCAGUGCAGUGCAAACCUGGUCUGUCAUGCCUGUGGAAACUUAUCGGCGACUGCUGUACCAUUAUUCAUCCUGUGUCCAACAUCUCCAUUAGAGGAACAAUUCCAGAUAAUUUGAAGAAGCACAUUCACGGAGAGCACAAUGAUCUGGAUAAGACACAGUUACUUGCUUUGGGAUCAGGUGCUUAUGGAAGAGCAUUGAAACUGCAGCCUGACUGUGGAAGCUUGUGGGGUGACUUGGGAUUCAACUGCUUUCAGCAAGCCAAGAUUUUGAAGGGAAAUGUGAAAGAGAAGAUGGCGCAUAGGUCUCUGCAGGCUUUGAAGAAAGGGUUAACCCUACAGCCGUCUAACCACAAACUUUGGAAUAGUUUAGGAGUAGUGGCGGCAUCUAGAGAAGUCAACAAUCCAGACCUCAGCCAGCAUUCAUUCAUCAUGUCGAUCAAGACUGAACCAAAUAAUGUUAUAGCUUGGACAAACUUAGGAGUGCUGUAUCUAAAGCAUGGUAAAAUCGAGCUUGCUCAUGAGGCAUUCAAGAAUUCUCAGGCUUUAGAUCCAUCGUAUACCGCUGCGUGGAUUGGUCAGGCAACCAUUGCUGAGAUUAUUGGAAAUGAGGAAGCUAUGGACUUGUUUCGACACACAACGGAAUUGGGCUCACACGUCGAAGGUAGCAUUGGCUACUCUCAUUGGGUCUGUUCCAGUCUCAUAUCAGAGAAAUCGCGUGAUAGUCACGUGAUACUCAAAGGAAAACCAGCUGCCACUCUAUCGCAUCUUCAUCCGGAAUACAGAAAGGCUGUGCUUCAAUCAGCCACUGCCCUCAGUAAAUACACUGAUCGCGUAAGGGACAAUGCUGGUGCCUACAAUAUGUACGGACUGCUGCUAGAACACCAGAAACUCUUCUUACAAGCGGAGAAAGCUUUUAAAAGUGCAAUCGAUCUUCUUCGAGAACGUGCAACGGAUGAUGAUCAGCAACAUUUAAAUACUGUACUUAUUAACUAUGCUAGAGUGCUCUGUGCAAUGGGACGAUACAAGGAAGCUGUCGAGACUUACCAAGCAGUGAAGCCACUGACCGCAUUUCAUGACUUGUGCGGGCUCGCGCUAUCAUUAUUCAUGGCCGGCCAGUUAAGAGAAAGUUAUCAGGCUUAUGAGCAAGCUUUCCAGUUGGCUGCCACAGAUGCCGACAGAUCUUGCAUUCUAACCGCCAUGGGCAUGCUGGGAUACGCGCUUGAUGACAAAGAUGGAGCAAAAGCAAUGCUUUUUAAAAGUUCUCAGUUGCAACCAGCUUGUGAUCGCGGGCUCAUGGCACUGUGUGCCUUUGGUUUGGUCAGCGGUGAUGCUACAUUGGCUGGAGCAGCCCUCGGUGAACUUAUGAACCGAGAGAACGGUACUGAUGAAUUGACAGGCGAUAUCUGCUAUCUUUACUCACGGUUUUACGCGUUGCAGGGAAACCAAAAACUUGGACGGAGUCACAUCAUGAAAGAGAUCCAUCGCAAUCCAAGAAGCAGCUUAUUGUGGAGUCAGUUGGCAUCGUAUCUACUGCAAGCCUGUCCCGACGAGUUGCAGGCUGCUGCUCGCUGCUCUGAAUCUUCUGCUACACUUGGAGGAAGUCAUUCAGCAGAGCACAAUCCCGCUUUCCAGCCGGCCGGUAUCGUGGGUUCGGGUUCCUUACGUCACGACAACGGCAAAGUCAAUCUUAUGGGUGCUACACACAGGACUCGCGUAGGUCUUAGAGCAUCCCAGAAGGCUGUUCACGCGCAUCCUGAUCAUUCGUCUAGCUGGGCAGUGCUAGCAGCUUCUGUUACAGCUCACGAUAUAGCUAAGAGUCGUGAGGAACUGGGGAGGGACAAAAGCACUCUCGGCGCAAGGCUCUCUCAGUUUGUGGAAUCAACAGCUCACGGGCAGGUAGGUGCUCUGAAGUCCCUAUCUGAUCAUCAGCUGCCUGCCCUUGUUAAGUUACGGACUAGUCAUCUGGAGACCCUGCAGUCCUGGGCCAUUAUUCACCAUGGUUACUGUCUCCUGCAUGCUGGACGGCAACAAGAGGCGGCUGAACUUGUUGACAAGGCGUUAUUGGUGUACAGUUCGGUACCACAAAUCUCCGCUCAACUCCACUUCUUAAAGGCUCAAGUGCUACUGGCCAGCGGAGAAACUGUGGAUACUGGGCUAAACAUGUUACAAACAUCCCUAUUGUCCAGUCCAACGCAUUCAUCAAAUGCCUGGCAGGUUUUAGCGCAAGUCCAAGCUGAUCAAGGCGCAUCAAUGGCGGCUGAGCUUUGCUAUCGAAAGUGUCUGCAGGCGGGAAUGGACAGCAGGGCUCAAAGCUGGCGAACUGUUCCUUUGAUAAGACUGGCGUUGUUAGCCGUCCAAAUGGUACAGAAGUCGCAGACCGCUGACCGAGACCGCUGGAUGGAUCUUUCACUUGAAGCUUCAAACGAGGUCCUGAAAUUGAAUUCAAGUAUUUCAGCUGCCUAUCUUAUUCAAGGGAUCGUUCAUUUUCUUCAAGACAACGCGAGGGCAUCUAGAAGAGCUUUCCAACAUGUGCUAGACUCUGACACAGCUUCUGGCUCUUCGAUAGCUCAGUACUGGCUGCUCUCAAUUUAUUUGAAGAAGAAAGAUCUUUCCGCUGCCCAGGGUCUCGUUUCUGAAGCCAAGUUCCAUGGUAACAAGAGAUUAGAUUUGAUUUAUUACCGCCUUGCCGAGGAAGGAGACCUGCCUAAGGCAGCUAAAAAACGUCUGAUUGAAAGAUGUGUUCACGUGAAUCCAUCAAAACAAAUAUUUUGGAGUUCCUUGAAAGAAUACUCUGGCUACACAUAGGCUAAAAUGCUCUCUUUUAAGCAAUUGCCGUAUUUCAAUUUUCAUAGGAGAUUAUCAAGAAUUUCGUAAGCAUAGGUCCUUGUUUCGCAAACGAAAAACAAUUGUGAAUAAAGACUCUAAAAGUACAUCGACGGUGGCUAGGCCAGAACAUUGUGCAUGAUAAAAAUACAGUAAGAGAUAUUUAAUUCUCGAUGGCUUGAGAAUAAUCAAAUACACCAAAGAUUUUA
This is a messenger RNA of Pocillopora verrucosa, 4229 nucleotides long. RefSeq names its product tetratricopeptide repeat protein 37-like. Gene Ontology annotation, cellular component: Ski complex. NCBI's taxonomy places the organism in Eukaryota, Metazoa, Cnidaria, Anthozoa, Scleractinia, Pocilloporidae. The record is from RefSeq and is a predicted model, not a curated record. Gene Ontology annotation, molecular function: protein binding.